GAGACAACUUUAAGAUGCCAAUGGCAGAAGAAGAGAAUCCGAAGAUGGCAGCAGAAAGUCAAGAAAUGCCAAAUGCCCUUGUCAUGCUCAGGCUUAUACUCAUUGUGGUUGGACGAAAGCUCUCACGCAACCCAAAUACAUACUCAAGCGUCUUAGGCCUACUUUGGUCUUUAAUCUCAUUCAAAUGGAACGUUGGGAUGCCUAGUUUGGUCAAGUACUCUAUAAAAAUCAUUUCAGAUGCGGGUCUUGGGAUGGCCAUGUUUAGUUUAGGGCUUUUCAUGGCUCUUCAGCCUCGGAUUAUUUCCUGUGGCGCCCAAAGAGCAACAAUGGGGAUGGUGAUCCGCUUCCUUUGUGGGCCCAUAAUUAUGUCGGCUGCAUCGAUCCUUGUUGGACUGAGAGGUGUAAAACUACAUGCCGCCAUCGUGCAGGCAGCUCUUCCUCAAGGAAUUGUACCAUUUGUUUUUGCAAGGGAAUACGGCUUACAUCCUGACAUAUUAAGCACAGGGGUUAUCUUUGGCAUGUUAGUCUCUUUACCCGUGACGCUCCUCUAUUAUAUAUUUCUAGGCCUAUGAAGAAAUCACA
This is a messenger RNA of Morus notabilis, 582 nucleotides long. RefSeq names its product auxin efflux carrier component 6. Gene Ontology annotation, biological process: auxin polar transport; auxin export across the plasma membrane. The record is from RefSeq and is a predicted model, not a curated record. Gene Ontology annotation, cellular component: endoplasmic reticulum; plasma membrane. NCBI's taxonomy places the organism in Eukaryota, Viridiplantae, Streptophyta, Magnoliopsida, Rosales, Moraceae. Bases 15 to 572 code for a protein of 185 amino acids. The transcript has 5 exons. Gene Ontology annotation, molecular function: auxin efflux transmembrane transporter activity.